Episyrphus balteatus (marmalade hoverfly) is the source of this 441-nucleotide messenger RNA. Its product is annotated as acanthoscurrin-1-like. Bases 1 to 441 code for a protein of 146 amino acids. The record is from RefSeq and is a predicted model, not a curated record. NCBI's taxonomy places the organism in Eukaryota, Metazoa, Arthropoda, Insecta, Diptera, Syrphidae. The transcript has a single exon.
AUGCGUACUUUUGUGAUAUUGUCAAUUUUUGCUGUCUUAGUGGCAACCGUCUUUGCUGCUAGUGAAGAUCAAAUUCAAUCGGAAAUUUCAAGAAGAGUCCGAAGACAGUUGAUUGGCGGUGGAGGUGGUGGAUUAGGACAAGCUCUUGUCGCUGGAGCUCAAGCUGCUGCAAAUGUUAUUGGCGGUGGAGCAAGACCUCUUGGUGGUCUUAACAGUGGCUUUGGAGGACAAGGACUUGGCAGUGGUUUCGGUGGACAAGGACUUGGCGGUGGUUUCGGUGCACCAGGUGUUGGCACUGGUUUUGGCAGUGGUUAUGGCGCACCAGGUAUUGGUGGUCAAGGUUUCGGUGGUCCAGGUUUUGGUCAAGGAGGCUAUGGUGUGCAACCAGGAUAUGGAGGUGGUGGUUUUGGACCAGGAUAUGGCAAUGCAUAUGGCCGUUAA